ACUUAUCCCCGGUGGCACAGGACUUUUCUUUUUUUCUAAUGGACCGUGUAAGCUCUUUAGUUCCUUAACAUGCUAUAUUGGAUACAGUUUUAUGUUGCAUUGUUAUUCUCACUGGUUAUGGAGUUUAUUGUUUUCGUUCGUUUAUCGAUACUACAUAUUAGGACAUUCGGCUCCAAAAACCAGAACAGUUGUAAUCAUCAUUAUACUACUCUACAUACCAUCAUUUUUUCAAUUCGUAAUCUUCUGCUUUGCUAGCGACGAUGUCACGGAAGUGAAGAAUUCAAUUGUGAAGAAGUUGGGAUAUGAUGUGGGCAAAGAAUGUGUGAGCGGUCAUUUGAACAUCUUCGACUGGAAGAUUAUGUUCACCAUACUUCAUAUGACAUUACCGAUCACACCGGUUUAUACUGCAAUACUUAUACUGAGAAGAAUGACUAUGGCAAAAUUACGAGCAGAAAGGGUCAUGUCGGAAAACAGCAAACAUCUUCACGCUCAACUUCUCAAGGCACUUACUGUACAAGCAUGCCUGCCGAUAUUCUUCGUAUUUGCUGUUAUCACCUAUACAGUUGGUCAACUUGGCUUUUAUAAUCACCCAUUACUCGAGUAUGCUACAUUCCUACUGGGCAGCUUUAUACCGAUGUUGAGCCCAUUAACGUCGUUCUAUUUUGUCCGGCCAUAUCGUUUAUGGAUACGAAAUAGAUUGCUGUGUAUGUAUAGAAAGACCAGCUCCCAGUCAGUGUCAAGAAUAACUACAUUAUAUGGUAGUCAGGAAACGAGCAAGGGGUUUUAA
Molecule: messenger RNA, 787 nt
Organism: Haemonchus placei
Lineage: Eukaryota; Metazoa; Nematoda; Chromadorea; Rhabditida; Trichostrongylidae
Source: the annotation of a GenBank genome assembly